This is a messenger RNA of Homarus americanus (American lobster), 627 nucleotides long. RefSeq lists its product as uncharacterized. The transcript is spliced from 4 exons. Gene Ontology annotation, biological process: synapse organization. The record is from RefSeq and is a predicted model, not a curated record. The coding region runs from base 1 to 627 and encodes 208 amino acids. Lineage: Eukaryota; Metazoa; Arthropoda; Malacostraca; Decapoda; Nephropidae. Gene Ontology annotation, cellular component: neuron projection membrane.
AUGAGCUUGCGGGGCAUUGGAGGGGGUGAUGGGAAGAAUGAUAAGAGGUAUGGGGGAAGAGAUGAGAAAAGAUUCGCCAUUAAAACCCCCUUCCCUUCCCUCUCAACAGUACCUCAAGCGACCAUCGUGGGGCGGGAGGCCGUACAUAUGAGGGCUGGUAGUGACCUUAACAUCACCUGCAUCAUCACAGGGGCCACCCAGGCCUCACCUGUCACCUGGAACGCACCUCCCAGCCCAGGCAGCAGUAGGAGAAGUGUGGUAGAGGAGGUCAAUGCCGGGGUACGUGGUGGUGUACAGCUGGUGACAGACCGUCGGGCGGGCACCAGCUGGCUCCUCGUGACACAAGCCACCUGGCGGGACGCGGGCACCUACACCUGCAGCCCCGCCCACGCCCUCCCCGCCUCCCUCACUGUGCACGUCCUCGAUGAGGAGACCCCGGCGGCGAUGCAGCCUCACCUCCAGCCCUCCACUCCACUUACCCCUCUAACUCCAGGCUCCACCUCCUCCACCUUCACGUUGUCGUCGUCGUCUCCACUCUCGUCUCAUGCAGGAUGGCCCAUAUACGUCCUCACGAUCCUCGCUCUCUUGAGGCCGUUUUUCAAGACAAUAAACUCGUCUUGGCUUUGA